GAUAGUCAAGUUCACUCAGUAGUACGUGAAUGUUCGCGACGUUCGAACGUUAUUGGCUUGCGCGCUACGCUUAGAAUAAAACAAUUUGAUAUUCGAAGGUGCUUCCGUUUUAGUUUCGGCAAAUUUUUUAUACAAUAAAAAAAAUAAAGUGUCCCUUUCUGAUCGAAAGUGUUGGAGAAAACCAAAUUGUGGCAGGAUUCGUUAUCAAAAACAAAAAAAAACAUGACUGCCGAGUCAUUGAAACCGUUUCUGAACCCACCCGCAGCUUUGAGUGCGCUUCCUUCGGAAUGCUCUGAGAAGAAAUCGGUGAAUAAAUGCGUGCUUAUCUGUAGUGCUAUGGUUCUGUUUCUUCUAUCGAUUUCGAUCGUUGGGUUAGAGAUAUGGAACAUCAGCAGAAUCUCCGAACUGCAGCGCAAUGUCGAUAAGCUUAAACAGCAGAUGCAAGAGCUUAGCCAUUUGCGUAUCGGAAAUCUAGAGGACUUCAACGACUUUGAACAAGCUUAUGACACCAACGACAUUCAACCCAGCUCCGACGAGUAUGAUGAGGAACCGUACGACGGGGAAAGUGACAUCGAGGAGGGAAGCACCAGCGUGUUCGGAAUUCCGGACUAUCGCCUGGACGAUAUCGAGACGGAAAUUAGCGUGACGGCCACUAACACAAUCGAUGGCAAACGGAAGGCUCGUUCGAUUGCCGAAAUGACCUACCAGGGAAUUCCUAUUUAUGAAGAGCCGUACAUGAACCUCCAUCAGAACCGCUCCCGACACCAGCAUUUCCGUCACCAGCAGCAGCAGCAAACACAUCGGUCCGGACAUUAUCAGCAGAUGCGCCAACGGCCAGAGGAGCUGGCAACUCCACCGCCACAACUGAAGCUCAAAUGGGACGAUGAAAACAGGGAAAUUCCAUCACACCAACAGUUGAACUUUGUGGACAAACAUUCCACACGAAGGCAUCACAUUGCUGAGCGGCUUCAGACCCCGUUUGCCACCGCUGCCACCGACAGUCUGCCGUCAGUUCCUUCCUACGUUCGCCGGAAUGAGUUUGAUAGAAGGGAAAAGUUCGUGGAAAAUUCACAGCCUAACUGGGUUGGGCCAGAUCACACCACAAAACCCCCGGGGUCAACACAUGACCGCCGGAGUCGAGUUAUGUUUACAAAUGCGGAGAACAAAUACCCAAAAGUUAUCAAGAAUCCAGGAAAGUACAUGGAAUCACGUCAACCGCCAGUCCAUCGGGUAGGACGAAUCAUACGCAAGGCGGGUGCUCCGAGUCGUGUAACUGCGCUCCAUCUGGCGAAAUACCACCCGCACUAUACCAACUUCAGGGCUACGAAUCAUGCAACUUGGCACUGGCUUCCAGUUGAUGCGGCCAACCACGAAUCACUGAACUCGGGUAUUUUCAAACUGUCCCACAAUGGCACCCUCACAGUGAACGACUCCGGAUUAUACUUCGUCUAUGCUCAGAUCACCUACGCAGACCUGCAUCCGAUCAGUGGCUUCAACAUUCUGGUCAACGGGAAGAAACACGCGUCAUGCUCUGUUCAUGGACAGCAUGGCAAGAAGACGAGCACUUGCUACACCGCUGCAUUGAUAGACCUUGAGAACGGAUACCAGCUGGAGGUAGUCGACAUAGACGAAGGCCGUGUCCACCUCCCGUUCCAGGAGAAGACUUUCUUUGGUUUGUACAAACUCGGCAGACGACCGCUGGCAGCAAGCAAUACUUAAGCCAACGAUGAACAACACGUCCCAAACUUUUGUACAUAUACGAUUCCCUAAUCUAUUGUGUAGUUUUAAGUAACUCAUUAAUAUUUAUCCUGACUUGUUAUUAAUACGAGUAUGUAUUGAAUGUGUUAUCUCUGCUGUUAUCGUGAUAUACAAAACCAAGGUUACAGAACUCUUGUGAAAUAAAUGAAAUCAACACA
Messenger RNA from Toxorhynchites rutilus septentrionalis, 1916 nucleotides. It is a transcript of the gene egr, whose product is annotated as protein eiger. NCBI's taxonomy places the organism in Eukaryota, Metazoa, Arthropoda, Insecta, Diptera, Culicidae. Gene Ontology annotation, molecular function: receptor ligand activity; tumor necrosis factor receptor binding. The transcript is spliced from 7 exons. Gene Ontology annotation, biological process: immune response. The coding region runs from base 223 to 1719 and encodes 498 amino acids. Gene Ontology annotation, cellular component: membrane. The record is from RefSeq and is a predicted model, not a curated record.